AUUUUCAUUAAAUUACAUCAGUAGAAAUGAAGUUAAAAGAAAUUCCACGCACAGCGACGUUUGCCUGGAGCCCUGGUCAACAUUUACCUAUAAUAGCCACGGGAACUGUAGCUGGAGCUCUUGAUGCUUCGUUCUCUAAUACCACUGAAUUAGAACUUUUCAACCUAAAUCUUAAAUCUGAUUCUGGUGUUGAGUUACAAAGUGCUGGAGUUGUCAAUAGUAACGCGAGAUUCGAUCGUCUUGUAUGGGGAAUUGCAAAUGAUAAGACAUACGGAAUCGUUGCUGGUGGUUUGGAAAAUGGUGAAAUAAGUUUAUAUGAUCCGGCAAUAAUUUUGGAGGGUGGAGACUCCGAAAAAGCACUUAUUCUAAGAAAUAACGCACAUUCGGGAAAUGUUCGUGGGUUACAGUUUAACCCUUUUCAAAUUAAUUUGUUAGCAUCAGCAGCAACCAAUGCUGAGAUAUUUAUUUGGGAUUUAACGAAACCAGAUAAACCUUAUACUCCAGGCGCAAGAUCGCCGAAACUUGAAAAUAUUACCCAUUUAGCUUGGAAUAAUCAAGUACAACAUAUCUUGGCUACCUCUUCAAACACAGGAUCUACUGUAAUAUGGGAUUUAAGAAGUAAAAAGCAUGUAAUGGAUUUAUCAUUUGUGGGUUCAACUGUUACUGGAGGUUAUAGUAUGGGAAACAUGAACAUGGCUCCUGGAAUGAGCACAGGAGUUAGAAGAGGAACAACUGCAGUUGCUUGGAGUCCGGAUAAUGCUACACAAAUUAUAACCGCGUCGGAAGAUGAUAUUAAUCCUGUGAUUGUCAUGUGGGAUGUCCGUAAUGCUCAUGCUCCUGAAAAAAUUUUAACAGGUCACCAAAAAGGGAUUUUGUCACUUUCUUGGUGUCAGAGAGAUGCUGAUUUGUUGCUAUCAUGUGGAAAAGAUAAUAGAGUUUUGUGUUGGAACCCCAGAACUGCCGAAAUAAUAGGAGAGCUUCCUGCAAGUUCAAAUUGGGUUUUUGACGUUCAAUGGUGUCCUGGUAAUCCUGAUUUAUUUGCUUCCGCCUCUUUUGAUGGAAAGGUUAAUGUACACUCUCUACAAUCUGGUCAAAAUGAAAAUGAUCAAAAAGUUUCGUUGGACAGCAAUGAUCCGUUCGCUCAGAUAGCAUCAGCAUAUGAACCCUCUCUCACGCUUAAACAACCUCCAAAAUGGCUCAAAAGACCCGUUGGAGUAGCUUUGGGAUUUGGAGGCAAAUUAGUAUCUUUUGAUAAUAAAAGACAUAUUGUUAAAGUUUCAACAAUAAUAACUGAACCUGAAAUUGUUCAAAGGUCAACUGAACUUGAAUCUUUAGUCGAAUCAAAAUUAUUAGAUAGUUUCUGUGAAAGUCGGGGCAAAAGUGCUUCUAAUGACUUUGAAUCAGAAAAUUGGAAGGUACUUCACACAAUGUUCAAUGAAAAUGAAAAUGCAAGAGAACAAUUAGUUAAACAUCUGGGAUUCUCAAAAGAUGACGUCGUGACACAAAUAACUAUUGCGACAAAAAAUAUGAGUAUUAAUGGUUCUGUUAAUACUGAAAAAACUCAAGUUGAAACAGAUAAUGAGCAAAAUGUAAUAAAGCGAAAAAGUGUUGCAGAAGCAGCAGGUGUGCCAUUACCUACCAGUCCUAUUGAUGUUAAAUCGGAGAAAAAAGAUUAUGGUGUAGUGGAUAAUUCCGCUGUUAAAUCUGAAAAUGUAGAUGAACUUUUUUCUGGUUCAUCUACGUCGGGUGGUCCUUCUGAUGCUUCAGAUUUCUUUAGUUCUGAAAUUAUUCCUGAUGCUUUUCCUAUUCAUAGUGCCACUUCAACUUAUAAUGAGCCAACAUCUUCAUCUAUUAAUAAAGGAAUCUUUAAGAUUUAUCCUGCUCAAGAGUCAGAUGUGGAUAAACUUAUUACAAGGUCUAUCGUACUUGGUGAUUUUGAAUCUGCUGUGAACUUAUGUUUAGAGACGGAUAGAUUAUCAGACGCUGUCCUUUUAGCUGGUUGUGGCGGUCCUGAGCUUUUACAGAAAACUAGAAAAAUAUAUUUUGAAAAAAAGGCUUCCAAUGUUCCUUACUUGCGUUUACUUCAAAGCAUUGUAUCUGAAGAUUUAUCAGACAUUGUAUAUAAUGCAGAUUUAUCUGAAUGGCAAGAAGUAGUAGUUGUUCUUUGUACUUUUGCUCGUUCUGAAGACUUUAGUGGAUUAUGUAAUGCCUUAGGCCAAAGACUUGAGCAAGAAUAUCGCAAAUUGUACGGAUCUUCCAAUGACAGAUCAAAAGGAAUGGAAUACAUGAAAAAUGCAGUCUUCUGCUACCUUGCAGCAGGAAAUCUCGAAAAUGUCGUUAAUAUUUGGAUUACUGAGCAAGAAGAAGAAGAACGUGCUGAGCUAGAACGCGCUGAGCUAGAACAUGCUGAUCAAGGUGAUGCGAAAUCCUCUAGUUUUAGAUAUUCAUUGCAUGCCAAAUUUCUUCAGAGCCUUAUUGAAAAGGUUACUGUAUUUCGUAAGGCUAUCGAUUAUGUUGAUCCCGCUUUGGUUCAGAAUUUAGAUACUAAUACUACAGAAUCAAAUAAUCAACUAUUUAAGUUAUCAAAAUUAUAUGAUAAGUAUGCUGAAUAUGCUGAGAUUUUAGCAUACCAAGGUCGAUUAACCACAGCAAUUAAGUAUUUGAAUUUAACUCCAUUAGAGUACAAGAAAACAGAUGCUAACAAUAUCGAUCAGUUAGCUGUGAUCAAAGAAAGAUUAUACCAUUCAGGUGUUGAUAUUGGCAGUAUUAAAGCACCCGCAUUCCCAUUUGAACAUGUUUACGUUGGAGCUGAAGGUGAAAUAAAUCCUUCUCUUGCUCCUAUAAUGGGCAAUAUAGAUGGAACUACUUAUCAGCCACAAAUAAAUCCAAAUCUUUAUAACAAUCAACAAGUUGCUCAACCACCAUAUUACAAUCAAUACGCUUAUAAUCAACCUGUUGCGGCUAAUGCUCCAUUCCAACCCAUGUCUCCAAUUCAGCAGCAAAUUCAGCAGCAAUCAAUUCAACCUAUACUUCAACAACCUCAUUAUAAUAACUUCCCUCUAUAUAAUGCCCCAAUCCAGAACCAACCUUAUAAUCCGGGAUAUCAGCCUGCCUUUCCUGCUUAUAACCAGCCACAGUAUCAGGAUAAUGCAAAUUUUAUUCCACCUCCACAAAUUGCCAAUACAAAUAUUCAAAAUGUAAACCCUCCACAGCAACAAGCAGAAGUUCCAGCUGCAUAUAAGAAAAAUAUACCUAAUUGGAAUGAUCCACCAGUUGUAUCCUCGGCAAAAAAAGUUGCUCAAGCACAAGUAAACAAGCUACAGCCAAUCACAUCUCCUUUCCCUUCAACUUCUCCUGCAUUACAGGGAACAGUACCACCGCCCGGAGUUCAAGGAAUAUUUCCUCCGAAUCAAAAUAUACAGGGAAUAGUACCACCGCCCGGAGGGAUAUUUCCUCCGAAUCAAAAUAUACAGGGAACUAUCGCUAAUUUGCCGCCGCCAGCAAAUCGUGCAAUAGCUGCAGCUACUGGAUAUCAACCUAAUUCCCCAAUGUCCCCUCAAUCAGCAGGUAAUUAUUAUCCACCACCGCCACCACCACCAAAAAUGGGAGCGCCAUCACAGUUACAUGCGCAACAAAUACAGAAUCCUCAAAGUCCUCAAUCACAUUAUGGACCUGGUCGUUCGGCUCCCACUCCUCCACCUCAAGCUAACGCAGGUUACCAAGCUGCUGCAUAUGGAGGUCAAAAUACUACACAUACUGGGUCCAAUUUAGUUUAUGGUGCCCCAACGCCCCAACCACCCAUUCAACAACAAGUUCCAACACAAAAUCAACAACCAGUUGCACAACCUGCCAGAACACCUACUCCAGUUAAAACACCUACUCCAGUUAAAACACCUACACCUGUAAAUAAACAUCCUGUUGGCGAUAGAAAUCAUAUCCCGACUUCACAAAAACCAAUCUACGAUGUGCUCUCCAAGGAAUUACAAAGAGCUAAACAUUAUCAUACUUCCGGUCCAUGGGGAAAACAAUUGCUUGACACAGAAAAACGGCUUAAUACGCUUUUUGACGCAUUGAAUAAUGAAGAAAUCUCCGAACCGAUCAUUGAUUCCUUACUUAAAUUAGUUCAAGCUAUGGAAAUACGUGAUUAUACCACUGCUAAUAAUCUUCAAGUUAACCUAUUGACAUCGUACUCGAAUGAGACAAAAUGGUUAAUUGGUAUUAAGCAAUUAAUUAAUAUUAUGAAAAAUACGCCAUAACUUAACAUAACAGUUUGGUAGGGCAUCUUUAUUCAGUUUGAUUAUAUUAUUAUUAAUGAAUAAUUUUAAAUCUUUCGAAUUUUAGGAGUCGUAUAAUAUUUAAUCU
Rhizophagus irregularis DAOM 181602=DAOM 197198 is the source of this 4362-nucleotide messenger RNA. The record is from RefSeq and is a predicted model, not a curated record. NCBI's taxonomy places the organism in Eukaryota, Fungi, Glomeromycota, Glomeromycetes, Glomerales, Glomeraceae.